Molecule: messenger RNA, 848 nt
Organism: Lactuca sativa (garden lettuce)
Lineage: Eukaryota; Viridiplantae; Streptophyta; Magnoliopsida; Asterales; Asteraceae
Product: Adenine nucleotide alpha hydrolases-like superfamily protein
Source: RefSeq, a predicted model, not a curated record
UAUGGACCCAAAUCAGGUAACGCCAUCAAUACCAGAAACCGCCGCAAACAUCUUUCACUCUUGUUCACGACACCUGUAAAUACAACCCAAUAUAAUAUGGAUCCAAUCCUCCAUUCUCCAUACUCAAAUCACACAACUAGCUAGAUUUAGUAACUGCAGCAGGAGUUGAUAUCUCGAUCGAUGACAACCAAGGAACGGAAGAUACUGGUGGCGGUGGACGAAGGCGAGGAGAGCACGUACGCGCUGUCGUGGUGCCUGAAAAACGUCGUCGCCGAGAAUUCGAAAGACACCCUCGUCCUCCUCUACGUCAAACCACCGCAAGUCGUCUACACAGCUCUCGAUGGAUCAGGGUAUUUGUUUUCGCCGGAUAUAAUUGCCACCAUGGAUAACUACAGGAACCAGGUAGCUGAAUCCGUGAUGGAAAAGGCCAAAAAGCUUUGCAAAGAUCUUCAAGAUGUGAAGGUGGAGACGAGGGUGGAACAGGGUGAUCCGAGGGAUGUGAUCUGCAGUGCGGCGGAGAAAAUGGGUGUGGACAUGGUGGUGUUGGGCAGCCAUGGAUACGGAUUGAUUAAGAGGGCAUUUCUUGGAAGUGUGAGUAAUCACUGUGCGCAAAACGCCAAGUGUCCGGUCUUGAUAGUCAAGAAGCCCAAAACCUCUGCCGCUGCAACUUCCACUUGAAGUUGAAGUUGUUGUUAGUGUCGUGUUAUGUUAUUAUUUAUGCAUUGAAGUUUGUACGAUGGUUAUUGUUGCUGUUUUACUUUUAAGUUUAUUGCGUUUGGUAUUUUGAAGGCAUUGUAAAUAUGAGACGAGCUUAUGAACAUAAUGAAAUAUCAGUGGUAUUAUAUGAA